Molecule: messenger RNA, 923 nt
Organism: Cucumis sativus (cucumber)
Lineage: Eukaryota; Viridiplantae; Streptophyta; Magnoliopsida; Cucurbitales; Cucurbitaceae
Exons: 3
Coding region: 173-736 (187 amino acids)
Source: RefSeq, a predicted model, not a curated record
GCAAAUUGAUAAAUGCAAAGAAUCAUUUACCAUCAACCCAUUCCCUCUCUUUUCAACACCUUUGUUUCUCCGCUUCUUUCUUCACCUUCAAGUUCAGUGUUAAAGUCUCACUCAAAAUCACAUAACACACCAAAUCAUCCCAUCUUCCUCUCUUUUUCUCUUCACCAUUUCCAUGGCUUCUGCUUUAUCAACUUUCUCUUUCAUCUGCAACUUUCUUCUCCUUCUAGCUUCUUUUUCUGCCUCAGACAUAGACCAAGAUAGAACAGACUGCUCCGACCAACUCAUCGGCCUCGCACAGUGCUUGCCGUAUGUCAGCGGUGAUGCCAAGACACCAACCAUUGAUUGCUGCAGUGGAUUGAAACAGGUGGUGCAGAAGAGCAAGAAGUGUCUAUGUGUUCUUAUUAAAGACAAAGAUGACCCUAAUCUUGGCCUUAAAAUCAAUGGCUCCCUUGCUUUGGCCCUCCCUCAUGCCUGCCAUGCCCCAGCCAACAUCACCGAGUGCAUCUCUCUUUUACACUUAUCACCAAAUUCAACAGAAGCAAAGAUAUUCAAAGAAUCUAAUCCCACCAGUGAACCCAGCAGUUCUCCAGACACUAAAGUUCAUGGGAGUUCGUCCGUUGCAAACGAGAAAAGCGACGGUGGAAUGGGGAAGAGAUGGAUUGGAGGAACAGAGAUGAUUGUGAAGAUUUUGCUAGGAUUCUUCAUUUUGUCGCAUCUUAAUCUAAUGUUCAUCUAAACAUAGCAGAACGAAACUGUUUGUAAUUUAGGAGGGUUUCUUGCUUCAUCCUUCAACAUGUUAUGCCAGUUUUCUUAUAUUGUUCAGAACAGAAUAUAAGAGGAAUUUCAAGUUUUUUCUUUCCCUUAAAAUUUCCAUGGAAUCCAGACUCUAUACAAAUUCUAUCAUUUCAAGAAUGUGUUUUACA